GGAGGCAGCUGCUGCACAAGAUGGUACUCGUCUGUCAAUUUCUGGUGCAGGAGCAAGUGGACCAGCAGUUGAAUCUUACCACAACAUUAGCAAUGGGAUAGGAUCCUUCACCACAUCCAAGUAGUUUGGGGUAGUAUUUAGGACACUCAGCAUGACUGUGACUGCCACUGCUUACACUUUGUAAACCGCUUAGGGAGCAAUAUAGAAAUGUACUUGCUAUUGCCAUUGCUUCUCUCUGACAUUUGCACAAUCAAAGAAUCAGGAGGUAUGUAUUGUAUUACAUUAAUCUGUAAAUGCAAACAGCCACAUUGAAUCCCCUCUUUAAUCUGGGACAAGGAGCAAUUGUGCUGUGCCUUUUUCUUUUCAAGUACUAAAUCUAGCCUAUGCCAACCUUGCAUGUCUUGCCAAGUAUUCAGGCCACUGCUCUGGAGAGAGCACCCACUCAUUCCCAAGAGUUUCCGUUUCAUUACAGCUUCUUUGCUUUUUUGCCUACUUUUGCAGCAAUCCCAGAUCGAGGGGAGAAGAAGCACAGCAAAAAAACAGAAAACAGGCUGUGCCAACACUGAGCUUCAGAUGAGAUGAUUUGCAUUCAUGUAAACAUUUUGAAGUUUCAGAGGGGAAGAUGGAAUAACUGCAUAACGAUCUUCAUAGAAUCAAUUUACAUCACUCUGAUUUAUGUGUUCCAAAGAAGCACUCUUGGUCUCGGCCAUUUCAAGUCUGCAGUUGGCCAGCGUUUUAGCCAUCUGCCUAACUUUUAUAAGAAUCAAGGGAGCUCUUUUACCCAGUUUCCACAAAAACUUGGCAGACUUUUUGACCCGUUUAGCCAGAAGGUGGGACUUAGGCAAAUUACCAUCUUGGGUAAGACUUGUCUCUGUCAGAAUCGAAGUGGUGCCACAUGCUAUCUGUUCCCUGCUUUCUGGAACUUUGCUAAAGAUAGCUGGAUCCCUGCAGUCUAUCAUUCCGCUUUUUGUACCUUGGUUUCCAUUCUGAUGUGUAAGGAUGGCAACCAGACACAAGCAAGUAAUGCAGAAUGGAACGUCCAAGGAAAAUAAUGCAUUGCAGAGGAUCUUGCAUCUUCCAGUGGUGAAUUCUGCUUGCAACAGCCUUCGGAAGACAUAUGCCACAACCAAAGAAGCUCACCCGCUGAUGGCAUCUCUAUGCUCAGCCUAUGAACGAGGACUCCAAAGUGCCAGCUCCCUGGCUGCAUGGAGCAUGAGGCCUGUGGUACAGAAACUGGAACCCCAGUUUGCAGUUGCGAAUGUCCUGGCUUGUCAAGGUCUGGAUCACUUGGAGCAGAAGAUUCCUGCCCUCCAUAAGCCUCUGGAGGAAGUUACUUCUGAUCUAAAGGAGUCCAUCUUAACUCAGAUUCAAAAGUCCAUGCACAUUAUUGUGGGUAUCUUGAACAAAGCCAUGGGGCUGGCUGCCGAAAACUAUGAGCGGCCCAAAAACAGUGUGAAGGCCACUGUGGAGUAUGCCAGGAGCAGCCAAGUGAGUCAGGUGGCAGAAGCUGGAGCAGAAGCAGUGACUGGGAAGCUGGAAAAGCUGAUGGACUUCUUCCUUCCAAAAGAAGAGACCCGGGCAGCUUGUGGGCCUCCAGGGACAUCUGUGCCAAAGGAGAUAGCUCCAUCCACCACCUUUGAGAAGGUGACAGCCUUAGCUAUUUCUGUUUCCCAGCAUGUCUACAAACAGACAGUCCAAACAAUCCAGCUUGUGAAAGACAAAGGCCAGGAACUGGCUACAUGGAUCCCAGGUUUGGAUCAUUUGGCCAGACAGAGCAGAGCAAAAAUCCAGUGGGUGCUCUCUGGUGGCUGGAACACAGCAACUGACUGGCUAAGGAAAAGUCAGAGGCGGUUACAAAAGAAAGAGGAAGAAGCAAAGAAGGAAGGCGACCAAGCAAGAGAGACAGCAAAGAGUACAAUGGGAAGGCUGGCUCAGAACCUGCAUACAGCCUAUCUCUCCACUGUCUUGCUGGUAAAGAAUGCUCCUUUCAUUGCCUGGAACACAGCUGGCCAGCUUCUCCAUGUCUCCACACGCGACACUGUGUCCGAGGCAGGUGCAAAAGUGGGCAUCUUGCAAGGGAUUGCAGGCAAGCUGCUGGGAACCAUAAUCCACUAUGUACCUCUUCCAAACGCCUUGGAGGAAGAAGAGGAAACUGCAACCUCAGAUCAGGUUGAGACAAGCCAGGAAGAAGAUGAUGCUUGGCUCGUUGCCACUCUUCGGCUACAAGAGAGGAGGCGAUCCAGUCGAGGUCACUACCCCAUUCCCUUCCUCAACCUUGAUGAUCCUCCUGAGCAAGCCCCAUCCCAACGCCAUCGGAGCCCAGCUUUUGAGGCUGAGUAUACUGGAUCCCGCAAAUCUGCUUUCUCCCCAUACAGGGAGGGGGCUGGCAGGCGGAGAUGGAGCGAAGGGCUGUUCCGGCCCCCACCAGAAGUUACAUACACCAGAGCUCAGUACACAGGACUCUAUAGCACUACCCCAAAGAAAGAUUGAGCCAAUGGUGACAUAAAUCAACUACUUCAUCUACUGCUUUUUAACUGCUUUGGUUCAAAGGGGACAUUAAGGGAAAUGAGAAUUCCCUGAAAUAAACCCAUUUGUCCUCCCACAACAGUUAGCCACACAAAUUAAUCCUGUAUUUAUUGUUGUUGCUGUUCUUGUUGUUUUUACUGUGUGCAUUCAAGUCUUUUCUGACUUAUGGCACCCAAAGGUGAACCUAUCAUGGGGUUUUCUGAGGCUUAAAGGAUGCAAUUUGGCCAAAGUCACCCAGUGAAAUAGUAUAUGACAGAGAUGAAGACAAUCACAGUAGGGAGUCUCUGGCCAUAUUGGGUAUAUUGGGGAAGUUACAUUUUUGGACUACAGUGUCAGAAUCCAUCAGCCAGCCAGCUUUACUCCUCCCCAAUUCCCAAAAAGGGGAGAAAAAAGGGGAGCAAAGUUCGGAAGGCUAUCUUCUCUUAGCAGUUUAUCACACGAGGUUUAUCCCAUGCAGAAACGGGAUUUAAAGGGGGGAAAUCCUGCAAAAGCAGGAUCGUUUUCACAUGACAUCAUGCAUUAAUGGGCACAGAAAGUGGACAAAUCCUGCC
Sceloporus undulatus (fence lizard) is the source of this 3077-nucleotide messenger RNA. RefSeq names its product perilipin 1 (gene PLIN1). The transcript is spliced from 10 exons. Gene Ontology annotation, biological process: lipid metabolic process. Bases 1000 to 2490 code for a protein of 496 amino acids. The record is from RefSeq and is a predicted model, not a curated record. Gene Ontology annotation, cellular component: lipid droplet. Lineage: Eukaryota; Metazoa; Chordata; Lepidosauria; Squamata; Phrynosomatidae.